Pyrus x bretschneideri (Chinese white pear) is the source of this 2707-nucleotide messenger RNA. RefSeq names its product beta-galactosidase 10 (gene GAL3). Lineage: Eukaryota; Viridiplantae; Streptophyta; Magnoliopsida; Rosales; Rosaceae. Gene Ontology annotation, molecular function: beta-galactosidase activity; carbohydrate binding. Gene Ontology annotation, biological process: carbohydrate metabolic process. The record is from RefSeq and is marked provisional. Gene Ontology annotation, cellular component: cell wall; vacuole.
CAACCAACCAUGUUCCCAAAGGCCAAUGAGUGAGCUCGUAUCAAGCUAUCAUUAUUAAGCUAGCGUUGCGCUGAGCAAGAACUAAGAACCAAGAACUAAGGAGAAGAUGAAGCUGCUGCCGCCAUUGCUGCUGCUUUUGCUGUUACCGUGUUGGGCAAUCGCGCUAUUGGCAACGGCUGCGGCGCGCAAUGUGAGCUACGACAGCCGGUCUCUGAUCAUUGAUGGCCAGCGGAAGCUCCUCAUCUCUGCUGCCAUUCACUACCCUCGCAGCGUCCCUGAGAUGUGGCCGAAGCUAGUUCAAACGGCGAAAGAAGGUGGGGUGGAUGUGAUUGAGACGUAUGUGUUUUGGAAUGGCCAUGAACCAUCUCCAGGCAAUUAUUAUUUUGGGGGACGAUAUGAUCUGGUAAAGUUUGUCAAAAUCGUCGAGCAGGCUGGGAUGCAUUUGAUUCUUCGAAUUGGCCCAUUUGUUGCGGCAGAAUGGUUCUUUGGAGGGAUACCUGUUUGGCUGCAUUAUGUGCCUGGCACUGUGUUUCGGACUGAAAAUAAGCCUUUUAAGUAUCACAUGCAGAAGUUCACAACAUUCAUAGUUGACCUAAUGAAACAGGAGAAGUUUUUUGCAUCGCAAGGGGGUCCUAUUAUCUUGGCCCAGGUAGAAAAUGAAUAUGGAUACUAUGAAAAGGAUUAUGGAGAAGGGGGUAAACAAUAUGCUAUGUGGGCUGCUAGUAUGGCUGUUUCUCAGAAUAUAGGUGUCCCUUGGAUAAUGUGCCAACAAUUUGAUGCUCCAGAGUCUGUGAUAAAUACUUGUAACUCCUUCUACUGUGACCAGUUUACGCCUAUCUAUCAGAACAAACCUAAAAUUUGGACAGAGAAUUGGCCUGGCUGGUUUAAAACAUUUGGGGGCUGGAAUCCUCACCGGCCAGCUGAAGAUAUUGCUUUUUCUGUAGCUCGCUUUUUCCAAAAAGGCGGAAGCGUACACAAUUACUAUAUGUAUCAUGGAGGAACAAAUUUUGGUCGAACUUCAGGUGGGCCAUUCAUUACCACAAGUUAUGAUUAUGAGGCACCAAUUGAUGAAUAUGGAUUACCUAGGCUUCCAAAAUGGGGGCACCUUAAGCAACUUCACAGAGCCAUCAAGUUAUGUGAGCAUAUUAUGCUCAACAGUCAGCCAACUAAUGUAUCACUGGGUCCUUCCCUAGAGGCUGAUGUCUUCACCAACUCUUCUGGAGCAUGUGCUGCCUUUAUAGCAAACAUGGAUGACAAAAAUGACAAGACGGUAGAAUUUCGAAACAUGUCAUAUCAUCUUCCAGCAUGGUCGGUUAGCAUACUGCCAGACUGCAAGAAUGUAGUGUUUAAUACAGCAAAGGUUGGAUCCCAGAGCUCUGUAGUUGAAAUGUUACCUGAGAGUUUGCAGCUAUCAGUGGGAUCAGCGGAUAAAAGCUUGAAAGAUCUGAAAUGGGAUAUAUUUGUGGAGAAAGCUGGGAUUUGGGGUGAAGCGGACUUUGUAAAAAGUGGCUUGGUAGAUCACAUUAACACAACAAAAUUUACGACGGACUAUCUUUGGUAUACAACAAGCAUAUUGGUCGGUGAAAAUGAAGAGUUCUUAAAGAAGGGAAGCUCGCCAGUUCUUCUAAUUGAAUCAAAGGGUCAUGCUGUCCAUGCUUUUGUGAAUCAAGAGCUCCAAGCUAGUGCAGCUGGAAAUGGCACGCACUUCCCCUUCAAAUUAAAAGCUCCCAUCUCUCUUAAGGAGGGGAAGAAUGAUAUUGCUCUACUAAGCAUGACAGUUGGUCUGCAGAACGCAGGAUCAUUUUAUGAAUGGGUCGGGGCAGGGCUAACUAGUGUCAAGAUUCAGGGAUUCAACAAUGGGACAAUAGAUUUGUCAGCGUAUAAUUGGACCUACAAGAUCGGAUUGGAAGGGGAGCAUCAAGGUCUUUACAAGGAAGAAGGUUUCGGUAAUGUAAAUUGGAUUUCAGCCUCAGAACCUCCAAAGGAACAGCCUUUGACAUGGUAUAAGGUUAUUGUGGACCCUCCACCGGGUGAUGAUCCCGUUGGUUUGGAUAUGAUUCACAUGGGAAAAGGUCUAGCUUGGUUAAAUGGAGAAGAGAUUGGAAGAUACUGGCCUAGGAAGGGCCCUUUACAUGGAUGUGUUAAAGAAUGCAAUUACAGAGGCAAAUUCGAUCCAGACAAAUGCAAUACAGGGUGUGGAGAACCAACGCAAAGAUGGUACCAUGUUCCACGGUCUUGGUUCAAGCAAUCUGGAAACGUACUGGUGAUAUUCGAGGAGAAAGGUGGAGAUCCAUCCAAAAUUGAGUUCUCAAGGCGGAAAAUCACUGGUGUGUGCGCUCUUGUAGCAGAGAAUUACCCCUCUAUUGACCUUGAAUCUUGGAAUGAUGGAAGUGGAAGUAACAAAACCGUUGCAACCGUCCAUUUAGGUUGCCCCGAGGAUACACAUAUUUCAAGUGUAAAAUUUGCCAGCUUCGGGAAUCCUACAGGCGCCUGUGGGUCCUAUACACAGGGCAACUGCCAUGACCCUAACUCCAUUUCUGUGGUCGAAAAGGUCUGCUUGAAUAAGAACCGAUGCGACAUAGAAUUAACAGGAGAAAAUUUUAAUAAGGGUUCGUGUCUGAGUGAACCAAAGAAGCUUGCAGUUGAAGUACAGUGCAACUGAAAUUUUGAAUUUUUAUAUUUCAACUUUGGAAAGAAAGAGGAGAGA